AUGCGCACGCCGACGAAGAAGAGAAAGACACCGAUAAAGGAGACUAAGUCGGUCUCUGUUUCUACGACGUCGACGCCCGUGAAAACCUCUCCUAAAGCGCGGAGAAAUCUUAAACUUUCCGACGUCGAAGAAGAAGACGUCGCGAUGCUGAAAGGGGAAAAAGGAAAAAAAACGCAAAAGAAGAAAAUGAUUGUCCCGCCGGCGAGUUCACCCGUGGAGAAGGCUGGGAGCACGAGAACGACGCCUAAACGCGCUGCCGCGACAGAUGCGAGUAAGAAGUUUGAGCAGCAGCAGCGAAACGGCGGGUUCGAAAGCGACGACGAUGUCGUUCUUGGAGAUGAUGAUGAUGAUGAUGAGGAGGACGACGGUUCGACAAAAAUCUCUCGUGGCAAGAAGACGGGCAAAAAGCAGACGCCGACGAAGAAGAAGAAGAAAAAGAAGAACGAUGACUCGUCCGACGAUGACUUCGACGAGGAAGAUUUCGAAGACGAGUUGUUCACGAAGAAGAAGAGUCCGAGUAAGAAUCUUACGCCAACGAAGAGACGGCGCCCAGGGAAGUCAGAUCCGCCGACGCCGCAGUCCAGGUACGUUUAG
Bathycoccus prasinos is the source of this 594-nucleotide messenger RNA. RefSeq lists its product with no specific name. Lineage: Eukaryota; Viridiplantae; Chlorophyta; Mamiellophyceae; Mamiellales; Bathycoccaceae. The transcript has a single exon. The record is from RefSeq and is a predicted model, not a curated record. Bases 1 to 594 code for a protein of 197 amino acids.